Messenger RNA from Poecilia reticulata (guppy), 2875 nucleotides. RefSeq names its product neuroepithelial cell transforming 1 (gene net1). NCBI's taxonomy places the organism in Eukaryota, Metazoa, Chordata, Actinopteri, Cyprinodontiformes, Poeciliidae. Gene Ontology annotation, biological process: positive regulation of Rho protein signal transduction; intracellular signal transduction. The record is from RefSeq and is a predicted model, not a curated record. Gene Ontology annotation, molecular function: guanyl-nucleotide exchange factor activity.
UGCAUGAGAGCAGCUGAGACAGCUGCCUCAGAGGGAAGACUAUAGGUAGGGAGGAGGUGGAUCAGUUUAUUUAGACUCAACUGUUACUUCCGUUUUUGUGGAUUACUUGGAGCUAACUCACCAGGAUUUAAAGGAUUCUGUGUUUUUGCUGAAAGCUAUGGUGGCUUACGAUGAGCUGGGUAGCUUGGUGCCUAUCAAACGGACUCUGCAAGUGACGGACUGCCAGAACCAAGCCAACAAAGAAUCAGAGGAACCCAGCACCAAGCGUGUCCGUCCACACGGCAGGGUGACGUCGCUAGCCAGCCUCAUCUCUCCGGUUAAAAAUGGGGCCGUCCGGCGCUUCGGCCAGACCCUCCAGGCCUCUUUCCGGGGUGAUGGCAAGUCGUCGGCCGUGCCCCACAAGCCUUGCAGCAAGGCGACGGCCCCCACACCACCCAAAAGAAGGAACAGCACCUUGUGGUCAGAGACGUUGGAUGUCCGCCAGAAAGGAACCUUUUCCACACAGGAGAUCAAGCGCCAGGAGGCCAUAUUUGAGCUGUCUCGUGGAGAACACGACCUGAUUGAGGACCUCCAGCUUGCACGCAAGGCGUACCAUGACCCAAUGCUGAAGCUCUCCAUCAUGUCUGAGGAGGAGCUCACACACAUUUUCGGUAACCUGGACGACUACAUCCCUCUGCAUGAAGACCUGCUGGCCCGACUCUCCAAAGCCACAGGGUCUGAUGGGACCGUGGGCCAAAUUGGGCAGAUUGUUAUCAGCUGGCUCCCCAGGCUCAACGCCUACAAAGAGUACUGCAGCAACCAGCUGGCAGCCAAGGCCUUGCUAGACCAGAAGAAGCAGGACCGUCGGGUGCAGGACUUCCUGCAGCGCUGCCUGGAGUCUCCAUUCAGCCGAAAGCUGGAUUUGUGGAGCUUUCUCGACAUCCCACGCUCUCGCCUGGUCAAGUACCCCCUGCUGCUGAAGGAGAUCCUCAGGCACACUCCACCAGACCACCCCGACGCCGGCCUCCUGGAGGAAGCUAUCACAAUCAUCCAAGGCGUUCUUUCCGACAUCAACAUGAAGAAGGGAGAGUCCGAGUGCCAGUACUACAUCGAGAAGCUGGAGUAUCUGGACGACAGGCAGAGAGACCCUCGCAUCGAACAGUGCAAGAGCCUGUUGUGUCAUGGGGAGCUGCGCAACAAGAGUGGCACGAAGCUGCAUGUGUUCCUGUUCACUGAGAUUCUGGUCCUGACCCGACCCGUCACCAGGAACGAGCGACAGUGCUUCCAAGUGUACCGGCAGCCCAUCCCAGUGCAGGACCUGGUGUUGGAGGACCUGCAGGACGGGGAUGUCAGGAUGGGCGGCUCUUUCAGAGGAGCCUUCAGUAACUCAGAGAAAGCUAAGAACAUUUUCCGCGUCCGCUCACAAGACCUGAGCCACUCCCAGUCUCACACGCUACAGGUCAACGACGUCUUCCACAAGCAGCAGUGGCUCAACUGCCUCCGCAGUGCCAUCUCGGUCCACAGGCCCACGGGCGAGCCCUCCACGCCGAGUCCACACAUGAGUAACAUUCACUCCAAGCGCCGCAUGUCCUCCGCCUCCGCCAUCAUCCACCUGGAGGAGCCGGAUGAGAACUGCCCACGGCAGACCUCUCAGUCCGCCCCCAGCUCGCCGUGCGGCAGCUCCACGUCCAGCUCCACAACUUCAUCACUUUCCUCUCACUCCUCCUCCUCACUGGCCUCGCCGCUGUCGGCACCACUCUUCUCUUCAUCAUCACUCAAAAGCAAAAAGGACAAGAGGUCACUGGGUUCCUUAGGGAAGAGAAAGGAGACGAUGGUGUGAAGUGAACGGGAGACACUGAUGUGUGUUGUAUAGAAACAGAACAAAGACCCCUGGGACUUUAUUUAUGUGUGUCUGCGUGUUUGUAUUCUUCCAGCAGUGUUCUGUGUUACUGUCCUCUUCGGCAGCUAUGUACUAGUGCAUCCCAAACAUGCCAAGUAUUGUGGAAAAAGUGCAUGACUUGCUUUAAAAGGGAAGCAUGGUAAAAACCAAAGCCAGAAUUCACACAUCGAUCUGUGUGAAUCUGUGAAGAACGAGGUUGUAAUCCAAUCCUGUUUACUAUUGAUUUGAUAUUUAAACAAUAUUUUAGACCUAUUUUGGGGCUAAUUGAUGUUUUACAUUUUCUAUUUUAAAGUGUAUGUUUGUUUUUGUAGGUAUUGUAAAGCUUGGUAAGGACGAUGAUGCACCACACAAAGCUAGAAAUGAAUCUGGGGACAGAUUUGAUGUUGAUACAUUCCUGAAACAACAGAACACUGUUGUUCUCACCUGCAGAGGCAUUAAUGUAAACCCAGAACAAAUCUUAGUUUCUCACUAAGAAUCAUAGCAAUAACAAUCCAAGGUCUAUUCAGAUCAUAUGAGAAGAAAUGAUAAGUUUUGUUUUCAAACAAAAUUUUGAACUGAGCCAUGUUGGUUUUUUUUAUAGCUGACUUUUUAAAUGAAACAAAUCACUUUUCAGUGGAUCAUCUUGCAUGGAGCUUUAGUUGUGGACGCUGCCUGCAGCAUCAUGCAUGGAGAACAGUGGGAUAUGGAAAAGAGAUGAGGUUGUUAAGAUGAAGUGGAAUUGUGACGAGAACAGAGAUAGGUCGGGCAAAGUUUUGUUUUAGACUGAAAGGAAUCAUUCACCGGCAAAGGUGAACUGUUGGAUUUUGGAAGCUUAAAGGAAGUUUGAACAAUGGACAAAGUACGUAGGGGACAGUAAAGGAUGGAAGGUUUUUGUAAGUGUGAAAAAGACGUUUUGGUUGUCGAGAUGUAAACCAAAGAGGAAGAGGCAAAAUGUUUGCCAUGAGUUUUUAUGUAAUUAAAAGAACAAUAAAGAUUGGAGUAAGAUUUGAAAGUGAA